CACCAACCCUGCAGGACCGCGAGUGUGGUGUUGUGACUGUGACUGGAUACGUGACUAUAGUGGUGGAUAUCUACGUGACCUCUCCACUUUGGAUAACCUUGACGUGAGUAGCUAAGAUGCGUAGUGUGUCCGCGGCUCGUGGCAUAGUGCGUGACAAUGUCUAAAUGCAAACAUCGAAGACGUCGCAGAUCUGACCGAAGCUACCAAGGUGAAACAAUAAAUAGUGCCAGAAUGCCCCGUCGCCGAGCCUCUGCCUCCGCCGCCUCCGGAUGACGAUGGUCUGCUAGCCAGAGCACCGCUGGAUCCUCCCUGGCUGAGUCCGUCCGGAGCGCCGCCGGGUUCGCCGCCACCCUCCACCUCCACGUCGUCCGAGAGUAAGAUGAAAAUUGCCGGCGGCGACUCUCCCUUCAUCAUAGGAAUGCCCUUAGACUUGAUGAACUCCUGUUGGGCCGUAUCCGAACACUUCUUGGGUGCCGCCUCCCACCAGAAAACCAUGUUAGGAGACACUGAAGACGAAGACUCCAACUCCAAGAUGGACGACUUCGAACUGAUCCUGAAGUCUUCGCCUUCGGAACAGAAUAAUAAUUUGGCCGAACUCAAGCCGCUGCCUCCGUUCACGGGGUACACCGGACACCUGAGCAUCAACGGUAUCCCGGGACACCACUACCACACGAUCGCAGCGGCACCCAGUCCCCCACGAGUUGAGGCCAACAACAACAGUUCCGACACGGCCAACCAGAACUCCAUGUUCUACUCGACCGACCAAGUGGUGUCCUCAUCGACCAUGGACUGUCCUCUGGACAACAUAAAGACAGAGGCCGUAGACUACAACGGCCUGCUCCUCGACCCGGCGAUCGAGGACAUCGCGGCCGUCCUAGGCUCCGCCAUCGCCGAUACCACCGUACAAGCCAACAACAACAACGGCAAUAAUGACAACAACGGCACCUCCAACAACAACAUAGACUGUGGCUCGUCAAGAGAUAGCUGGAUGGAGUUGGACUGGAUGGAGUUCGACUCUUGUGAACAAAACUCGUCGAACAAUAACAACAAAUCAAUGCCCCUUUCGGAUACGUUACACGAGUUCGUCCCAGUGAGUUCGCACUUCUCCUCAGCGCAGUCGACACCUCCCGCGGUCACCAUCUCCUUCCAGCAAGUCUCGCAACAGAAGAGAGACUCCCUGGCCUCCGUAUACUCUAGCAUGCCGCUGUUGCAGAGUCGGUUGCAGAACGGUCCACCUAUCAAGCCCGAACUGACGUACACGUUAGUCCCGAACUGCACUAAACAAGAAGUCACCUACAGCUUGGUGAGCGAAUGUCCGUCUCCCUCCUCGUCCACUCAGUACCUCGCACACAGUCCUCCGGGUCACGUGGUCUCUACCUCAGACCUGGUCAGGUACAACCCCGUCCACAGUUCCAGACCGUCGCCCGAACUGCAGGUCAGCUUCCCACACACCACCACGCCCUCCAAGAAGUCGAAGAACAGAUCGAGAAGCAAAACAGCCGCUGCGACGUCCACGGUGGUCUACAGCGAGGGAUUGGGCAAGGAGAAGCCCGUGCACAGGUGUAACAUCUGCAACAGAGGGUUCCUCAACAAGUCCAACAUCAAGGUGCAUUUGCGCACGCACACGGGCGAGAAGCCGUUCCGCUGCGAGGUCUGCGGCAAAGCCUUCAGACAGAAGGCGCAUCUCAUAAAGCACGCGCAGAUACACAAGCGCAUAGGAAGAGAAUGAUAUGAUGAGGAGUGCGAUCGACCCGCAAGGCCAGACUCGGCCAGGUUCAACCCCUUGCUGCUACUCAAGUACGCCAGGGCCCUCUUUCCCUGACCCUGACCGUGUUGCGGAAUUCGUUCAGAGGUCCUGGAAGAUAACAUAGUCCACAGUUUUCUUUAUCGAAAAAGUUUCAAUUUAUAAUAUACGUGGAUGAAAUAUUUUGAAAUUCCUCGGCCCAUUUCGAGUUCUUUCCUCCCAACGAAUUCCGCAGUCAGUUCAGGGAUCUGAAACCUCAAGCUGGAACCCAAAGAUCAGAAUCCCCGAGUCGACUCUGCAGUCGGCGCACUCCCAUCGACUCAUCGCCUAUCCAAGGCCAAGGACCGAUAUUGACAAGACAGAGACUUAUUUAGUUUAUGUGUAUAAGUGACUUCUGAGUGUAGCAAGUGUAUUCCAGAUGAAUGUAUAUAUAUUUAUGGUACUUCUGGUAACACUGGUGCGUAGUGGAACUGGUCGAAAACUCAGGAACUCUCGUGUACAUUUGUAAGUGGGAAAGCGCAUCUAUAUGACUCAGACGUUGUGAUUUAUAUAUUUUUGUAACAUAUUAUUUAUACAAAGUAGAUUAAGACUAUGUUUAAAGGUUCUAGGGAUUUGCUUAGUGGCUGCCUGAACUGUGUUGCUGCUGAAAAUCGUUGUAAAUGCUUAAAUGGAUGUUUAUAUACAAAUUGGGACAAAAAUAAACAUUCAAUAGUUCCAAUAUAUUUAAUAGUAAAAAAUUAUUUAUUGCGUUAUACAUUUCAUGAGCACUUCACUGCUCAUUUUAAAAUUUCACAUCACUUAUUUAAAGCUCUCUAUUCAGCAUUGGACGAAUCAAGAUAAGGUUCUUGAUGGAUGGUCAACAAAUUAGAAUUAAUUUAAGAGUGCAAUGGUCUGGUAAAGAUAGGUUUAAUGUUUUAUGAUUACUCUAGGUUAAGCCAACCCCAGGUGCCCAAAACAUCAGGUGCUGGGAGAAAAUUGAAUCAAAACGAUUUCAAAAUUUUGGGAACGUACCUCGCAACUACCCAAUAGUUUUUCUUCGUUGUUGAAUUGUCUGACUGACUCGAUCGGUCGUGUUUUAGUACAAGUAUUGUUUCAUGUUUAAUUUAUAUUUUAUUGGUUUGUUAUUUGCGUGUUACUACUGUAUAUCAAUUCCAACGUAUUAAAAGGUAGUUUAGUUUACAAAAACAAAAAUCUAAUAUAGUUGAUCAAAUGUUCUGAAAUUAAUUGUUACACCAUCAUUUCUGUGUUCAUUACACGAAUGUAUUUUUUAUUUCAAAUCUGACUGUUUUUUUAUUUAAGUAUUCGCAAAUCCAAAUAUUUCCUAGCAAAGAUUUUAUUCAGUGUAAUAUAAGAUUAGGUUUAAUAAAGGGACCAAAAAUGUACAUAAUAUCGUUUAGAUAUUUUAAUAACGUUAUUUUAGAGUAAAUGUUUAAGUUUGUUUAUUUAUACAUAGAUUUAGACUAGUUGUAUAGAGGUUGAGUGUGAAAUCCUUCAUAUAAAUCUGUAUACUUGCUGAGGAGAAGUGGCAAUGUAUAUUUGUGUAUCCGUGUGUGCCUAGUAAAUUGUAAAGCUGUAUCUCUAAUUGCAAUUUGUAUACAGAGUACAAUAAUAUGUAAAAUAUCCAUCCUAAAAUUUAACUACCCAAACCUGUUCUAGGUUUUAUAUUUUUUGUGAACCAUUUGACAACGAUUAACAGGUACAAUGUAAAUAAACGCAGGUGUCUAAAUACUUGUAAACAUUCCACGUGGGAUAUAAUAUAUCGCUUUUCACAAAAGCUCUAGUACCUAACGCAGUUAGACUAUUUAAUGGAGAGAGUGCUUGGUUUUAUAUAAAUUUGUAAGUUUUUAAAAUCGUCUACGUAGCAAAAAGAAUUUAUAAAUUUGCAGAAGAUUGUAUACAGCUUGAUGCAGUGCACAGCGCUUGAUGCGUGCUGUUUGCGUCGUAAUAUGUUAAAAAUUUUAAAAAUUACAACCAGUUUGAUAAAGUUUAGUGAAUACAUGUAAUAACCUCAUUUUUUCAGCUUUGAACCUUUCCCAAAUGUUAGUAAACAAAAUAUUUCGAUUGUUAACACUAAAUCCUCUAUGGAGAGAAUGAUGGCGUGCUAGACACAUAUGACUGCUAUUUAUUAUCUUGGGUUGUAUAGUAUAGUAUAAGGCUCUUAGGUUGUAUUUUAUAUACUGUACCUUGGAAUAAGGAAGUUGCAAUAGUGAGAACUGUGUUCAUCAAACAAAAAAAACAUCGAAUAGUAUUUUGUACUCUUCACACUUAUUGCUGCUUUCCCUUGUUCUAUAGUUAAAGUUUCUAUUUCUUUCCAACAGUUUUGUUAAUUUCUUGUUCUUUGUUUAUUGUUAAAUAAAACU
Messenger RNA from Macrosteles quadrilineatus (aster leafhopper), 4104 nucleotides. RefSeq names its product ichor (gene ich). Gene Ontology annotation, molecular function: RNA polymerase II transcription regulatory region sequence-specific DNA binding; DNA-binding transcription factor activity, RNA polymerase II-specific. The record is from RefSeq and is a predicted model, not a curated record. Bases 380 to 1729 code for a protein of 449 amino acids. The transcript has 2 exons. Gene Ontology annotation, biological process: embryonic hindgut morphogenesis; embryonic pattern specification; regulation of transcription by RNA polymerase II. NCBI's taxonomy places the organism in Eukaryota, Metazoa, Arthropoda, Insecta, Hemiptera, Cicadellidae. Gene Ontology annotation, cellular component: nucleus.